Messenger RNA from Puccinia graminis f. sp. tritici CRL 75-36-700-3, 1006 nucleotides. RefSeq lists its product as uncharacterized. The record is from RefSeq and is a predicted model, not a curated record. Gene Ontology annotation, biological process: glycerophospholipid catabolic process. Gene Ontology annotation, molecular function: A2-type glycerophospholipase activity. Bases 125 to 1006 code for a protein of 293 amino acids. NCBI's taxonomy places the organism in Eukaryota, Fungi, Basidiomycota, Pucciniomycetes, Pucciniales, Pucciniaceae. Gene Ontology annotation, cellular component: cytosol. The transcript is spliced from 9 exons.
CUUCAAUGUCACUCAAUUUUUAGAGUCUGCCAUCAGCAAUGGGGGGGCGCCUGGUGAAUCCCUUCCCAACAUCGCAUUCGCAACAUCUGGUGGUGGUGACCGAGCUUUAUUAUUCAGUGCCUCGAUGUUAGAUGCAUUUGACUUCAGAAACGAAGAAGCCGUCGAAGCUAGAACCGGCGGGAUAUUGCAAUUGGCAAACUAUGCCACAGGCCUCUCCGCAGGCGCUUGGUUGUUAACAAGUUGGGCCACUGCUAACUUUGAGCGCAUGCCUGAUCUCAAUGCAACUGUUUGGGGACUCAACAAACAAAAAGGCUAUCUUUCUUGGAGUUUACUGAAAGCUUUACCAAAGCACCUUUUACAAGCGGCACGGAAGAAAAAAGCUGGGUUUGAUAUCAGUUUUGUUGACGAUGACCCGGAAGACGGAAAAGGUGUAUUAUUUUCCUCCAUCAAGGAGACACCUUCCUAUAAAGCGCGCGAGUUCCCACUCCCGAUCUUAACUAGUCUUUCGAGGAGGGCGUCGGGUGAACAGAUUACAUUGCAAAGUCCGAUUUACGAAAUGACACCCGAGGAUUUCUCCGUAUGGCACCCUGGGCUCAAUGCAUCAAUCCCGAUGGAAUAUUUGGGGAGUAGGAUGUCUUUUGGAGAGGGUCGAGCGGUGUCGUGUGUGAAAGGUUUCGACAAUGCAGGGUUCCUAAUGGGGGUUUCCAGCAAUGUUUUUAGUUUUCAAGAUGGAUCAAAUACAACACCCAACCUUGGUGAAAAAAUCGCCAAUGCAUUAGUCAAGGGAACGUUUUACGAAGCUUUGAUACCCAAUCCUUUCUAUGGACAAAAGUCUGGACUUCCAUCUGGUAGCGGUGGAUUUGUCGAUUCCAACACAGAAACUUUGCUUCUGGCUGAUGGAGCUAUGGCCCAAGAAAAUCUACCGUUAUUUCCAUUGCUCCAGCCCUCCAGAAAAGUUGACGUGAUUCUUGCAUUGGACGCCGUAAAAAUUCAACCAGCCCCCUGA